AUGGCGCCGUGUCGGCUAACACAUUAUCGUUAUUUCAGUACCAGUGAAGUUGUUGAAAAGGGUCUUCGUGCCUUAGAGAUAUUGAAGGUUGACCCGCAACGCCUUCGUGACAACCGUGACGUAGUAGUUUACACAAGGAACCGAGUCUGCCCAGACUGCAAACGUGAAGUGUGUAUUCGUACGCCGGAAUUUGCUGAAACUAUUUGUCCAGCUGCUUGGCGGUAUCUUCACGGUUUCUCUCAGAAGUGCCAAUGCCCUCUCAUAGGGGUAAUGCGUUUCACACGUUUUGGGAAGUUACGAGUCGAGCUUCGCGCACGUUUGGAAGCAACUGGGUCUAACUCUGUCACUGAAAAUUAG
This is a messenger RNA of Babesia sp. Xinjiang, 357 nucleotides long. RefSeq lists its product as uncharacterized. Lineage: Eukaryota; Apicomplexa; Aconoidasida; Piroplasmida; Babesiidae. The record is from RefSeq and is a predicted model, not a curated record. The transcript has a single exon. Bases 1 to 357 code for a protein of 118 amino acids.